This is a messenger RNA of Sorex fumeus (smoky shrew), 3727 nucleotides long. RefSeq names its product caseinolytic mitochondrial matrix peptidase chaperone subunit X (gene CLPX). The transcript is spliced from 14 exons. Gene Ontology annotation, biological process: proteolysis; protein folding; protein catabolic process. Gene Ontology annotation, cellular component: mitochondrial matrix. The record is from RefSeq and is a predicted model, not a curated record. The coding region runs from base 158 to 2059 and encodes 633 amino acids. Gene Ontology annotation, molecular function: protein dimerization activity; ATP hydrolysis activity; zinc ion binding. NCBI's taxonomy places the organism in Eukaryota, Metazoa, Chordata, Mammalia, Eulipotyphla, Soricidae.
CGCCGAGGCCUGGCCGUAGGAGUGUGUGGUGGGACUCUCGCGACCCGGGGCCGGCGGGAGGAGGGGGGAAGUCCGGAGCGGUCAGCGCGCCCCGCGAGGCCGGCAGUCGGCGCGGCGGGCAGCAGGGACGCGGAGCCCAGCCUGGUCCCGCGCGGACAUGUCCGGCUGCGGCGCUUGUACUUGCGGCGCGGCGGCCGCGCGGCUCUUCACCUCCUCGUUCGCCUCCGCGCAGAGAGGUAUUUCUUGCAGUCGCAUUCACAUACCUGUUUUAGGAAGAUUUGGGACCUUUGAGACUCAAAUUCUACGAAGAGCUCCUUUUAGAACUUUUACAGAAACACCAGCAUACUUUGCCUCAAAAGAUGGGACAAGUAAAGAUGGCUCUGGAGAUGGAAAUAAGAAAUCUGUGAGCGAGGGAAGCAGUAAGAAGUCAGGCUCUGGGAACUCUGGGAAAGGUGGAAACCAACUGCGCUGUCCUAAAUGUGGUGAUUUGUGCACCCAUGUCGAGACUUUUGUGUCAUCAACCCGUUUUGUGAAGUGUGAAAAAUGUCAUCAUUUUUUUGUUGUGCUGUCUGAGGCUGACUCAAAGAAAAGCAUAAUUAAAGAGCCAGAGUCAGCAGCGGAGGCUGUGAAAUUGGCAUUUCAACAAAAACCACCACCUCCCCCCAAGAAGAUUUAUAACUACCUCGACAAGUAUGUUGUUGGCCAGUCAUUCGCUAAGAAGGUGCUUUCAGUUGCUGUGUACAAUCAUUACAAGAGAAUUUAUAAUAACAUCCCAGCUAAUUUGAGACAACAAGCAGAGGUUGAGAAGCAGACAUCUUUAACACCAAGAGAGUUGGAGAUCAGAAGACGGGAGGAUGAAUACAGAUUCACAAAAUUACUUCAGAUCGCUGGCAUCAGUCCACAUGGUAAUGCUUUAGGAGCGUCAAUGCAGCAACAAGUGAAUCAACAAAUACCUCAAGAAAAACGAGGAGGAGAAGUAUUAGAUUCUUCCCACGAUGACAUAAAACUUGAAAAGAGUAAUAUUCUGCUUCUUGGACCGACUGGGUCAGGUAAAACUCUACUGGCACAAACGCUAGCUAAAUGCCUUGAUGUCCCUUUUGCCAUCUGCGACUGUACCACUUUGACUCAGGCUGGUUACGUGGGUGAAGAUAUUGAAUCUGUGAUCGCCAAACUGCUCCAGGAUGCCAAUUACAAUGUAGAAAAAGCUCAACAAGGAAUUGUCUUUCUGGAUGAAGUAGAUAAGAUUGGCAGUGUGCCAGGCAUUCAUCAAUUACGGGAUGUAGGUGGAGAAGGCGUUCAGCAAGGUUUGUUAAAACUAUUAGAAGGCACAAUAGUCAACGUUCCAGAAAAAAAUUCACGCAAACUACGUGGAGAAACAGUGCAAGUUGAUACCACAAAUGUGCUGUUUGUUGCAUCUGGUGCUUUCAAUGGUUUAGACAGAAUCAUCAGCAGAAGGAAAAAUGAAAAGUACCUGGGCUUUGGAACACCCUCAAACCUGGGAAAGGGCAGGAGGGCUGCAGCCGCUGCUGAUCUCGCCAACCGGAGUGGAGAGUCGAACACUCACCAGGACAUUGAAGAAAAGGACCGUCUGUUACGUCAUGUGGAAGCCAGAGACCUCAUUGAGUUCGGCAUGAUUCCUGAGUUUGUGGGCCGGUUGCCUGUGGUGGUCCCUUUGCACAGUCUUGAUGAAAAGACACUUGUCCAGAUACUAACCGAGCCACGUAAUGCCGUUAUUCCUCAGUACCAGGCGCUGUUCAGCAUGGACAAGUGUGAACUGAAUGUUACUGAGGAUGCUUUGAAGGCGAUAGCCAGACUGGCACUAGAACGAAAGACUGGUGCACGUGGCCUUCGAUCCAUAAUGGAAAAGCUGUUACUAGAACCAAUGUUUGAAGUCCCUAAUUCUGAUAUUGUAUGUGUGGAGGUUGACAAAGAAGUAGUAGAAGGGAAAAAGGAACCAGGAUACAUCCGGGCUGCAACGAAAGAAUCAUCUGAAGAGGAGUACGACUCAGGAGUUGAAGAAGAAGGAUGGCCUCGCCAGGCAGAUGCUGCCAACAGCUGAACUGUCAGGCGCUGCUGCCCUGUAUAUAAAGCAUUUCCUUUUCACUAGGGUCGUGACUGUCUUUUCCAUUUGCCAUUAAAACCAGUGGAUCUCUCGGAUAUCAUACAUGGUCAGAGCCUUUAAGAUAAAAAUCAGAUCAUGUAUACUAUGUAACAUCACAUUGAUUUAUACAGAGAACAUUGUGUGGACUUUAAUGACACAGUGUUCAGAGAUUUAAAAAAAGAAAGUAUAUUAUUUUGGUUCCAUUUUUUUUAAAAUAUGCUUUAACAAAAUUCUCAGCCGAACGUUCUUUUAAGCAAUGCAGGUAUUGCAGUAACUCAAUUUUACAAUAAUGUUACUCUACAAAUGGGAAAACAAAUUGAAGAUUAGGGUAUAGUUCUUGAGUUUAACCAGAUUUUUUUCCUGAAAAUGAGAAUUUUAUUCAUUGGGGAAAAAAGGAAUAGAUAGUUUCCAAGCAGUCGAGCGUUUUAUGGAAAAGAACCCCAUCCCCCUCAUAUUUCAUGGACAAAGGAAACACCUCACCACCAUCACCAUAUUUUGUUGAUUUGUUUAGCUGCAUUCUUAGUUUUAAUCUGCUAAUGCAUGACACUAACUUUCCAACUGGUACUGUGAGAGAGAAUUAUUCUUGUGAACUAAAUUGACUGUCAUCUUUGAACCGGAAAUGAGCAGAUGGAAUUGAAGUCUGCCUUAAAUCAUUGGAAAAAAGAUUACCUACACAUCUAAUUCUAAAAGUAGGAUGUAACAUCAGGCAAACAUAUUGUCCUAUUUUAUAAUAGUUCACUUACCUAAAAGUACUUUGCUCAUUUAGCUUUUUGGUGCUGGAUACUUCUUUGGCUUCAUAGAACAGUUUUUAAAAAUGUUUUGCUUGCAGCAGCAAUUAAUGUGUUAACACUAAAAUGUGUUACUAACUCCCAUUAUAGAAUAAAACUAAACAGUUGGAGAAAAUUGGAAGACUUAAAAAUCAAUUGGUUUUACUUGAUUCCAUAAAUUAAUUACUAAAAUAUUUGGAUACCUUUUAAGCCUUUUUCUUCUAGAAUUCUGUUACACGUUUCUGUAUUAGUCACUUAGUUCAGCCUCAUUGGAAAUUGUUAAAAUCAGAGUACAUUUAAAUAUCUGUCUUUAAUUUUUUUGGUUUAUAGACUUGAUUUUUCUGUUACUCCUUAAAAAAAGAACCUUGAGCUGUUAGAAAAUUCUAAGUCCUGUUGAUGAAGAGUUGGGCUUUCUAUGAUGUGAUGUAGUAAGAGAUGUGAGAGAUACUAUUAAUGACUGGAAUAGGACCAGAAAUGUACUUUAUUUGCAGGGUGUUGAAAACUGGUUGCUUUAGUAUGAAACAAACAGGCUAUCCUUCUUUGUCUCUCUAGUAAUCCUUAAAGGUCUUCUCAGGAAAUCUGUCAUAUAUAACUGUUCAUUAUCUUUCUCUUACAGUAUCAUCAUUUUCCUUUUUGUAGAGUGAAAUUUGGAGUAGCUUCUAAAGAUAUUAAGGGUACUCUUCCAGAAAUGAACUGGAAGACACAUGUGACUACACAACAACUCACACUUGGUUUGGAAGUUGUUAACAAGGCAUAAUCGAUGUUUUUAAAUCAAACACAACUGAGUAUAUCUACAAUUUGUAUCUUGGAACAUAUGUUCUGGCAUUUGAAUAAAACAAAAGGACUAAAUAAGAGUGUG